Molecule: messenger RNA, 825 nt
Organism: Brenthis ino (lesser marbled fritillary)
Lineage: Eukaryota; Metazoa; Arthropoda; Insecta; Lepidoptera; Nymphalidae
Source: the annotation of a GenBank genome assembly
AUGGCGGACGAUGCAUCGAGUAGUAGCGCUUGUGCCGGUAAUUCUGUUGAGAAUUCAGUAAAUCAAGAUGAGCUUAUCAUGAAACAGCAGCGAGAAAUAGAAAAAGAGAUAUCAGAGUCUAUUCCUUUGGUCGGCGAUCUUGAAGAAAUAUCCUCUCUAGAAAAAGAAUAUAACGAAGACCCCAUUUAUUUGUUAAAAGUUAAAGAUCUCUCUGCCAAGUAUAAACAAAUAAGAAGAACAAGACCGGACGGUAACUGCUUCUUUAGAGCAUUUUCUUACGCUUACUUAGAGCAUCUUCUCACUGAUAAAAAAGAAUCGGAUAAAUUUUAUGAAAUAGCGAAGAAUUCAAAAGAAAUACUCGUCGCUUUAGGCUUUCCUCAAUUCACUGUUGAAGACUUCUAUGAAACGUUUAUGGAAGUAGUACAAAGAGUUGGUGAACAAGCAGGUGGACCUCCUGAUCAGCUCGGGGCUAUUAGAGAGGAACUUCAUGAGAAAUUCAAUAAGCAGGGUUACUCAGAUUAUAUAGUGGUAUAUUUGAGACUUAUUACAUCAGGACAAUUGCAAACACAACAUGACUUCUAUCAAAAUUUUAUAGAAGGAUCACGUACAGUCACAGAGUUCUGUAGACAAGAAGUUGAGCCAAUGUACAAGGAAUCUGACCACAUUCAUAUCAUAGCUUUGAGUAAUGCAUUGAAUGUUGGUGUUAGAGUCAAGUAUAUGGAUCGUGGAGAAGGGAGUCAGGUAAUCGCGCAUGACUUCCCCGAAGGCUCCAAAGCUCUUGUUCACCUGUUGUACCGACCUGGCCACUAUGAUAUCCUGUAUGCG